This is a messenger RNA of Medioppia subpectinata, 597 nucleotides long. The record is from the annotation of a GenBank genome assembly. Lineage: Eukaryota; Metazoa; Arthropoda; Arachnida; Sarcoptiformes; Oppiidae.
UAUUGAUGUAAAUAUUAUGAUAUUUAAUGUGAAGUAAUGUUAGACUUAAUGCCAGUAUUUGUUGAAAAGUAUUGAAUUGUUUUGAAAGUUAUUUAUUAAUUGUUAUCUCAUUUAAAGAUGAGAUUUAAUGAGAAAGAGUUGUGUCACUACUCGUCGGGUCCGGCCAUCAAAGAGGGACGCAUUCACCACAAGAACCCCAACGCAGGCUUCAGAGAAGGCUUCAAAGAGCGGUGGUUUAAGUUGAGGGGAAACCUAUUGUUUUACUAUCGCGUCAACGAGUUUGGAGGCGUGUAUAACAAGGAGCCGAUCGGUGUCCUCAUCAUUGAGUUGUGUCACAUCCAGAGGGAAGACGACUCCGGACUCGGUUUCGCUUUCUCUAUAUCCUUUGACAGCGAUUUGGAUAAAAAGCAUUUCUUAAUGUGUAGUAAUCAAAGACAAUGUGAUGAAUGGGUGGAUGUGUUGAGUCAAUGCAGUUAUCAAAACCAAAAGACCAAACUAUUGGAUCUCAAGAACCAAAUUAUGGACAUCACUGGUACGGAUCCAUUGGCUUCAUAUUCAUAUCAAACCUGAUGAUCAAAACUCAAUCAAACAUUAAUC